GGGAAUCUGGAGAAGAUGAUGAUGAUGACGAAGAUGAUGAUGGAUAAAGAGAGAGAUUCGGCGGUUAAGGAAGAGAAACCGAGUUAUUCAACACUACUCGCCGCCGCCGCCGCGGCAGCGGUUGACGGCGGCGAUUCAGAGAUAAUGCUCAUUGAUACUGCUACCGAUGAAGUUGAAAACAUCGGUUCUAGAAGCCGAGUUAAAGGACCAUGGUCACCUGAAGAAGAUACUAUACUUAGUGGUCUUGUGAACAAGUUUGGGGCUAGAAAUUGGAGUUUGAUCGCUAGAGGAAUUCCUGGAAGGUCUGGUAAGUCGUGUCGACUUAGGUGGUGUAAUCAGCUCGAUCCUUCUGUUAAACGCAAGCCGUUUACUGACGAAGAGGAUCAUAUAAUUUUAUCUGCACACGCGAUCCAUGGGAAUAAGUGGGCAGCAAUUGCAAAGAUCCUACCUGGAAGAACGGACAAUGCAAUUAAAAACCACUGGAAUUCAACUCUGAGGAGGCGAUGCAAAGAUCAGAACAAACUGAAAACAAGGAUAGCCGCGAGUUCCCAUAACAUAGAGGAGAGAAGAACAAAAGCAUCCUCGGAAGAAACACUAUCAUGCAACAACAGUCUGGAAAUGAAAGAUGAAAUCCAGCAAAGCAAAAUAGAGGAGAAUCAACAAACUGUGAUGGAAAGAACAUUUUCCACCACCCUUUCUCGCCCUGUUGCACAUAUUGGCGCAUUUAACGUCUAUAACCUUUAUUCUGAUCAUGAAAACGGUUGUACUAGAGCAAAGAAAACAACGCCAAUGUGGGGAAACAACAACAUUGGGGUUUGCAAUAAUAUACUACUGAACUGCGGGUUGGAUGAUGUGAAAGGAGGGGGAAUUGUUCCUCUGCGUUGCGGGCAUGGUUGUUGUGAUGGACAGAGAGAGGAUCAACGAUGGUCAUUACUUGGACCGGAGUUUGUUGAGUUUGAGGACGAGGAGGGUGAGGAGUUGGCUCUUUCGUCGAGUCAAGAGUUGACUGCAAUAGCUGCUGAUUUGAAUAAAAUUGCUUGGAUUAGAAGCGGGCUUGACCAAAAUAGUAAAAAAAGGAAGGUAGAACCGGAAGAAGAAGAAAGUGUUUCGAAGAAUCAAGGAGGGAGUGGUUCAGUUUAAACACAGAUUGGUUUUGCCUUUCCUGCCCAAGUA
Messenger RNA from Impatiens glandulifera, 1173 nucleotides. Its product is annotated as transcription factor MYB25-like. The transcript is spliced from 2 exons. The coding region runs from base 16 to 1140 and encodes 374 amino acids. Gene Ontology annotation, molecular function: RNA polymerase II cis-regulatory region sequence-specific DNA binding; DNA-binding transcription factor activity, RNA polymerase II-specific. Gene Ontology annotation, biological process: regulation of DNA-templated transcription. NCBI's taxonomy places the organism in Eukaryota, Viridiplantae, Streptophyta, Magnoliopsida, Ericales, Balsaminaceae. The record is from RefSeq and is a predicted model, not a curated record. Gene Ontology annotation, cellular component: nucleus.